Molecule: messenger RNA, 2417 nt
Organism: Pseudonaja textilis
Lineage: Eukaryota; Metazoa; Chordata; Lepidosauria; Squamata; Elapidae
Gene: TMED7
Product: transmembrane p24 trafficking protein 7
Source: RefSeq, a predicted model, not a curated record
CCUCAGCGAACACCACGUCUACAAAUGAUCCCUCCCGGAAGUUCUUCGCUCUCGUCUUAACUAGAAUCCGUUCACUUCCGGAUCACCUCUUCCGUUCUUCGCCCUCCCCUUUCUCGUACGGCCACGCCGCACCGGCGCGUCUCCGGCUACCUGGCAGCUUCGCCUUCUGUGCUUGUAGUUCGAGCCCCGGGUGUGGGAGAUGUUUCUGCGGCGCUGGCAAGGCCCUGGUGCCUGCGCAGGCUGGUUGGCGGCGGGGCUGUUGCUGUUGCUGCAGCUCAGCGGGUCGGUCCGCGCCUCGGAGAUUACCUUCGAAUUGCCCGAUAAUGCCAAGCAGUGCUUCUAUGAGGAGAUCGUGCAGGGCACUAAGUGUACCCUGGAAUUUCAGGUGAUUACUGGAGGACACUAUGAUGUUGAUUGCCGCUUAGAAGAUCCAGAUGGGGCUGUGCUAUAUAAAGAAAUGAAGAAACAGUAUGAUACUUUUACCUUUACUGCAUCUAGAAAUGGAACAUAUAAGUUUUGUUUCAGCAAUGAGUUUUCAACUUUUACACACAAAACAGUAUACUUUGACUUCCAAGUUGGGGAUGAUCCACCUCUCUUUCCUAGUGAAAACAGAGUCACUGCACUUACUCAGAUGGAGUCAGCAUGUGUUUCAAUUCAUGAAGCUCUAAAGUCUGUCAUUGAUUAUCAGACACAUUUUCGACUGAGGGAAGCACAAGGCCGUAGCAGAGCAGAAGACUUAAACACGCGAGUGGCUUAUUGGUCAAUAGGUGAAGCCAUCAUUCUACUUGUAGUUAGCAUUGGGCAGGUAUUUCUUCUCAAAAGCUUCUUCUCUGACAAAAGAACCACUACAACACGCGUUGGAUCAUAACAAGCUUUAAAUCCAUUGUUUGAAAAAUAUAUUAUUAUUUGAGUGAUUUCUAGUUAAAGAACAAUUAAGUACAGGGAACUUUUUAAAUACCUUUAGCCUUCUCACUUCAAAGUUCUGAAAUUCAUACUUCCGAAAGCUGUCACAGAAAACAAAAAAAAGACAGCCUUUUAUUUGUUACAUACUGGGAUUUUCUUUCGCAUAUGCUGAGAAAUCUAAUAAUUGCUAUUUUUUUUUUAAAAAAAGACUUGUUUGUAAGUACAUAGUGCUUUAAGAAAAUCCUUUAAGUAGUUAAUUAAAAAAUUGUCCUUAUGAAUGAAAAAAAAGUCUGCCCUUGCAAGUUGAAGUAUUGAAAACAAAAACACAUAAUUAACAGUAGUCUCAAAGUCUUGUACUGCACUGUUUUGAAUGUCUCUGGAAAAUCUAGGGUCUUGAAUCAUUUUUGGGGGUGUAUAUAGAUAUAUAUAUUAUUUUACUGUACCAAUUUUAGAGUCCUGGGAAAAAACAGUUUCCUGUGCAUUGAAAGAAGGUUAUCAUUUCUGCAUUUUGCUUUUUAAAUUAAAUAAUGGGGGAAAUGCCUUCUAAUUCUUGAAGCUGAGUCUCUGAGGAUUGCUGUUGUUGCUGCCUUGAGAACUAAAUCAGCUUUGACACAAACUGUCUAAAUUUUAGGAAUUUGAUGUUUUCACUUUCACUUGAACUUGAUAGAACUAAGCAAAAAUGCACUGGUUUAAGUAACUUGCAGCUAAAAUUUAACCUUGUAGUCUCUUUCAUAUUAAAUCAGAGCUGUUCAACCGUAUGCCCUUUAGAUAUUUGUAACUAAAAUUCCCAUAAAUUUUAAAGAUGGUCAGUAAUCAUGGGAGUUACAAUCCAAGAGAUCCGGAGACUACCAUGUUAAAGGAUUGCAUGGCCAUUAUGUGGCUUGAGUGUUUUGGUCUAAAUAAUUGAUUUAUUAAGCAAUGUAUGCAGAUGCUGGAUGUAUGUGAAUUAAUUUGCUGAUUAAACAUUCUAAAUUGAUGGGAACAGUUUCCCGUGUGUGCUUACAGUACUGUAUUGCCCUAUCCUACCAGCUUUAUACUAAGAUGCUACUUUUUGAAGUAGCUUACAAGAUUUAGGAGAAUGAGGGACUUUGCUACAUAAUUGCUAGUUCUAUUAUACCUGUUUUCUAAUAUCCCAAAUGCUUUUAUAGGUUUUUAAGAUUACACUGUUAUUUCAGAAUACCCAAAAGAAAUUAACAUUACCACCAUAACCAUACACAUUAAAGGUAAGCCUCAUUCCUCUUAGUAAAACUGGUAUCUUCUAAUGGAUAACAAAGCUUGUCUGAGAGGAUGAAAAAAGACAUUGUAGUGGUUGCAAAAAUAUGAAUACCACUAUGCUUAAGGGUUAGCACUCACUAAAAUAAGCUUGAUAUUUUAUAGUAUUGUUCUGCAGAGAAUUGAUUCAUUCCCCCCAUUUCGUUGUAGAUAUUCUGUAAGCACAUUUUACAUUUUUUCCUGUAUGAGCUACCUUACUGUACUGUAAAAGGACGAGAGGUGCUCUGUCACAGAGUCUAACU